AGAAGGAGCGAAGAGGAGGAGGAGGACAGGGAGAGAAGGAGCGAACAAGAGCACUUGAUAGAGAGGAAGCUUACUGACGAGUGAGAGAUUAUCACAGAAAUAACAGAUGAAGAGAAAAAUGGAGAGAAGGUGUGAGACAUAGAAUGAGAGGAGAAAGAAUGGACAGACCGAGACAGAUAUACUCUGCCAGUGGUGUAUGUGGUAAGAUGAUGAGUCGUCAAGCUUACUUCUACCGGGUUCCUCCUCAGGAGCUGCACAGGAGGAGCCAGCAGGACCCCACCAAGACUAAGGCCCUGCAGACUGUCAUUGAUAUGAAGGACACUAAGAUAUCGUCUCUGGAGAGGAACAUCCGAGACCUGGAGGAUGAGGUCCAGUUGAUGAAGACCAGCGGGCUGCUCCACCCUGGCGAACGCCUGGAUGAACUCAAACACAUGGAGGUCUACAAAAGCCACUCCAAGUUCAUGAAGAAACAGGUAGACCAGCAGAAGCAGGAGCUGAAUAAGAAGGAAUCAGAGAUGCAGGCCCUACAGACCAAACUGGAUGCUCUGACCAACCAGAACUCAGACUGCAAACAGCACAUAGAGGUGCUCAAAGAAUCACUCAGCGCCAAGGAGCAACGCUCUACCACACUGCAGACCGAGGUGGAUGCGUUGCGUGUUCGUCUGGAAGAAAAGGAGUCCUUCCUCAGUAUGAAGACCCAGCAGCUCCAGGACCUGACGGAGGAGAAGGACACGCUGGCCGGAGAGAUCCGGGACAUGAAGGAUAUGCUGGAUGUUAAGGAGAGGAAGGUCAACAUCCUGCAGAAGAAGAUAGAGAAUCUUUUGGAGCAGUUAAAGGACAAGGACAAGCAGCUGACGGGUCUGAGAGACAGAGUCAAGGGUCUCCAGACUGACUCCAGCAACACAGACACAGCACUGACCACGCUGGAGGAGGCCCUGUCUGAAAAGGAGCGAGUGAUUGAGCGUUUGCGUGAGCAGAAGGAGCGGGAGGACAGGGCACGGCUGGAGGAGGUGGAAAGGAUGAGGAAGGAGAACCAGGACCUGAAGGAUAGACUCUCCAUCCUGACAACACACACACCUGGGUCCCAGAAUACGGAAGAGUCAACCAGGAAGUUGUUAGAGGUCAGCGACAGGAUCAAGCUGCUGGAGGAGGAAGUGACGCGCUACCGAGAAGAGUCUGGGAAGUCCCAAGCUGAGGUGGAGAGGCUCAUGGGUAUCCUGAGAGAGCAAGAGACGGAAAGAACCAACAAGGAGAAGAAGAUCACUGAGCUGGAGAGGCAAGUGAAGUGUCCAAACAUCCUUAAACAGAUGGUUUCAGGGGAGAGGAGGCCAGAUGGACAGACUGACGGACAUCCACACUCCAUCUCACAGGGGACCAUUCGUGAGACAGCUGAGCGAUUCAGAGAGCUGGAACGAGCGCUGAGCGAGAGCACAAACACCUCCGCCCACAGGGAGGCACUGUGGGCCCAGGAGGAGGCUGCACGCACGCAAGCACAGAGACAGCUGGAGGAAAUGAUGAACGCCCUGGAGAAGACCAGGCAGGAGCUGGACACCACCAAGCAGCGCCUCUCCACUACCCAGCACUCCCUGCAGGAGCGGGACGGUCACCUGACCAACCUGAGGCUCGAGAGACGCAGACAGCUGGAGGAGAUCCUGGAGAUGAAGCAGCAGGCUCUUCUAGCUGCGAUCAGUGAGAAGGAUGCUAACAUAGCCCUACUGGAACUGUCCUCCUCUAAACGUAAGAAAUCACAGGAUGAGGUGAUGUCACUGAAGAGAGAAAAGGACAGGCUCAUGCACCAGCUCAAACAACAGACCCAGAGUAGGAUGAAGCUCAUAGCAGACAACUAUGAUGAAGAACAUCUACACCCUCAUCAUCCUCACCACCCCCACCCGGGGGUACACCCUGCUCACCCUACUCACCCACACCACCGGACCCCUGCAAGAGGACCACCCCACGCCAACCACAGAGCCCCAAUGGACCAGGACGAUGAGGAGGGCAUCUGGGCAUGACCGUCGCCAUGGGAACUGAAGCUCCAAUCAAGAGAGCUGCUGGUGAGCUGGGUUUUGAACCAAACACACACUCCUGUUCAUCCCGGUGGAGCAGCUCUACUGAUCCAGGGACCAGACUGGCUGCAGCAGAGUCCCAGGAUCCUGCCCACCUGCCAUGGUUGAAGACAAUCCUUUUCCCGCCUUCCGUUGCAGAGAUGCUCUCUUUCCUCCCCGUGUUUGACAAUCAGAGAGCCGAGACUCGUAAAGUCCCAUGACCUCCGAGGCUCCGUUGGACAUGUAACCCUGACUGUUUCCACUGUACUUAUGAACUACGACUUUAACUCUCCAACAGUCAACCAAUCAUCUCGCUGCCCCUGCCAGGUUCACUGACUGAAUGAUAAAUCCUAGACAACAAACUAGUCAGCCUAAAAACCAGAAGGACCAAUCAGAAAGGACCAUUGAGAGUGACCAAACAUAAUUUUUUUGUGUGUCGUUUUUUUAGAUAGUUUGUGAGCCCUUGAAAGACUAUGGGAGAGAGCAAAUCCUGAUGUGGGUUUGUUUACGUAGCCACAUACGGAUAGCAUUAGCAUGGUCCACAACAUGGACCUCAGAUCCACAUGGACCUUCUCAAUGUACCGUGCCAAAGGAACCACUCCCUGUCAGCAGAGAGACACUGAGAGGGGAACCGGGUUCCUAUUACUCUAGAACCCUCAAAGAGAACUCAGAGAAGUGUUCUGUGUAUGCUACCUUUCUCUGAAUGUUCUUAAGUCUGGAAACACUCCUGUCAUCCUAUCACUGGACAGCUCUCUUGGUUGACAGUGCUCCAGGUAGACGAUGUCCAUAGGAACUGAUCUAGGAUCAGUGCCCUUUCAAAAUCCUUAACUAUCAAGUGGGAAAACACAACUGACCUCAGACCAGUGUCUAGGGGCAACUUCUUCCCUCUCUGGGUGAAGGGUAUAAACGGUGACCAAACAAAACCCUCUGAGGAAAUCAAACUAGGAUCUGUUUAGAGGUUGUUUUUUCUCUUGUGUUUUUCUCUCCCCCUGCUGUACUUUGUUUGACUAACGAGUAUCAUGUUGUGUUUGUUUUUCUACAUCUGAAACAGAUUGAGUACUGUUCUCUUUGAGGUUUGUAUCAGUUGUGUGUUUCUGCUUGUGGGUGAUGUUUUAUUUAGUAGUGUAUUUAUUGACUAGUUUAAUUGCAACAUGCAUUGGAGUGGCAGUAUUUAGGUAUCCAUGUUGAAGUCAGCACUCCCCAAUCAUCAUUUUGGAAUCAGAGAUUGAGGAGUGCUGCUUUCAGGGGACGAGUUGUCUAUACAUAUCAGUUUACUAGUGAGGAUGUCGUGGUGUUUGAAGGUGACAUGAUCUCCGUUCUACUGAACCAGCAGUAAGUGUUUAGCUUGUACAGUUUUCUGUGUGUGUGUGUGUGUGUGUGUGUGUGUGUGUGUGUGUGUGUGUGUGUGUGUGUGUGUGUGUGUGUGUGUGUGUGUGUGUGUGUGUGUGUGUGUGUGCGUGUGCGUGCGUGCGUGUGUGCGUGUGUGUGUGUGUGUGUGCGUGUGUGUGAACAGCGUGAGGUCUCAAUAUGCUCAAACUCUGCUAUUGACUUGUUAUACAGUGUGUUGCCAUGGUCAAUAUUAGUUCCUCGUUCAAUAAAAGUGUGGCGUUU
Messenger RNA from Oncorhynchus tshawytscha (Chinook salmon), 3653 nucleotides. It is a transcript of the gene erc2, whose product is annotated as ERC protein 2. The transcript has 14 exons. The record is from RefSeq and is a predicted model, not a curated record. Gene Ontology annotation, cellular component: cytoskeleton of presynaptic active zone. Gene Ontology annotation, molecular function: structural constituent of presynaptic active zone. Lineage: Eukaryota; Metazoa; Chordata; Actinopteri; Salmoniformes; Salmonidae. Gene Ontology annotation, biological process: regulation of synaptic plasticity; maintenance of presynaptic active zone structure; neuromuscular synaptic transmission. Bases 144 to 2009 code for a protein of 621 amino acids.